This is a messenger RNA of Lichtheimia ornata, 1071 nucleotides long. RefSeq lists its product as uncharacterized. Gene Ontology annotation, molecular function: glutamine synthetase activity. Gene Ontology annotation, cellular component: cytoplasm. Bases 1 to 1071 code for a protein of 356 amino acids. The transcript is spliced from 2 exons. The record is from RefSeq and is a predicted model, not a curated record. NCBI's taxonomy places the organism in Eukaryota, Fungi, Mucoromycota, Mucoromycetes, Mucorales, Lichtheimiaceae.
AUGGCUGUUGUUUCCAACGCUUCCGUUUUAUCCAAAUACCUUUCUCUUGAUCAAAAAGGUUCAGUGCAAGUUGAGUAUGUCUGGAUUGAUGGGUUCAAUCAACUACGCAGCAAGACCAAGACCGUGAACAAAGUGCCAUCAUCAGCAGCUGAGUUGCCCGAAUGGAACUUUGAUGGCUCUUCUACAGGACAAGCGGAAGGCCAUGAUUCGGAUGUUUUAAUCAAGCCAGUAGCCAUGUUCAAUGAUCCCUUCCGUAGUGGAGAUAACAAGUUUGUCAUUUGCGAAACCUUCAAUCCUGAUGGCACCCCACAUAAAACCAACCACCGUCAUGCAUGUAACAAGAUCAUGCAAGCUCACAGCGACUCACAUCCAUGGUUUGGCAUCGAACAAGAAUACAUGUUGAUCGAUCCAGAAACUGAAAAGCCCUAUGGAUGGCCAAAGCUUGGCUAUCCUGAACCACAGGGAAAAUAUUACUGUGGUGUAGGAGCUGGAAAGAUCUUUGGUCGUGAUAUUGUGGAAGCACAUUAUCGAGCAUGUUUAUACGCUGGUAUUACUAUCUCUGGUGUCAAUGCAGAAGUUGCCCCAGGCCAAUUCGAGUUUCAAGUGGGUCCAUGUGAAGGGAUUCAAGGUGGUGAUCAUGUAUGGGCGGCACGCUAUGUGCUAGAAAGAGUAGCUGAAGACUUUGGUAUUGCCGUUACGAUCCAUCCCAAGCCUGUCAAGGGUGAUUGGAAUGGUGCUGGUUGCCACACAAAUUAUUCAACGCUUGAAAUGCGUCAAGAAGGUGGUAUCAAAGCCAUCGAAAAGACAAUCAAAAAGCUGGCUAUGCGCCACAAUGAACAUAUCGCUGUGUAUGGUGAGGACAACGAUCAACGACUCACUGGCCAACAUGAGACCGGUCAUAUUUGUACAUUCAACUAUGGCGUCGCCAAUCGAGGUGCAUCCAUCCGUAUCCCACGUCAUGUCAGCAAAGAAGGCAAGGGUUAUCUCGAAGAUAGACGUCCUGCUUCUAAUAUCGAUCCUUAUCGUGUCACUGGUAUCCUUGUGGAAACUACCUUUUUGCCUGAUGCUUAA